Messenger RNA from Mercenaria mercenaria, 597 nucleotides. RefSeq names its product perlucin-like protein. Bases 85 to 582 code for a protein of 165 amino acids. The record is from RefSeq and is a predicted model, not a curated record. NCBI's taxonomy places the organism in Eukaryota, Metazoa, Mollusca, Bivalvia, Venerida, Veneridae. The transcript is spliced from 5 exons.
AAAAAAUGUCAGAACAUGCAAAGAAUAUAAAUGCUCGCCGAGAUAAGCGAUAGAUAUAACAGAAUCAUAAGUUCUAAAAUUUAGAUGUCUGCCAUACAACUGCUGGUUUUGGGCUCAGCUCUUUUGGCUGCAGUAUACAGUGCGUGUCCUUCUGGGUGGCGCCCUUAUGGUGGAAACUGUUACAUGUUUCAGAAGGAAAUACAAACUUGGGCAGAUGCUCGGUUUAUGUGUAAGUGGCACCACAACAGCGAUUUGAUCACCAUUGAGACACAAGCAGAACAGGAUUGGUUUAAAAAGCAGGCUUUGACAUUUAACUACACAGAGGAUGAUGAUGGAUUCUGGCUUGGCGCCACCGACUGGGAGAAUCAAGAAACCUGGAUUUGGGAACCAACAAAGCAGCCAAUGACAUAUAAAGUUUGGGGUGGUAAUCCUGUUCCUCAACCAAACAACAGAAACGGCAGUGAAAACUGUCUAGCUGCAGUGAAAUUCUUUGAUUUUUUGUGGAGUGAUGAGUUUUGCAACUGGCAAAGAGUUGGAUAUGUAUGUGAGAUGGCGGAACCAACAGCACCAGUUGUCGGAUAGGAAGUAGCUACCAGU